Messenger RNA from Humulus lupulus (European hop), 306 nucleotides. RefSeq names its product secreted RxLR effector protein 161-like. The record is from RefSeq and is a predicted model, not a curated record. NCBI's taxonomy places the organism in Eukaryota, Viridiplantae, Streptophyta, Magnoliopsida, Rosales, Cannabaceae. Bases 1 to 306 code for a protein of 101 amino acids. The transcript has a single exon.
AUGAGUUGUACUAGACCAGACAUUGCCUAUACUAUUAGUACUUUGAGUCGAUUCACGAGUAAUCCAGGUGCUGAACACUGGAAAGCAAUUGCAAGGGUACUUAGGUACUUAAGGUAUACUCGUGACUAUGGGCUAAACUACACCAGAGAUCCAGCUGUGCUUGAAGGAUACACUGAUGCAAGUUGGAUAUCUGAUAUUCAUAACUCAAAAGGUACUAGUGGAUAUGUCUUCACUCUAGGUGGUGCAGCGAUUUCAUGGAAAUCUUUGAAACAAACUGUAAUCACUAGAUCUACAAUGGAAUCUUAG